AUGGUUUACACUGCAAUUAACGUCGACGAAGAAGAACAAUUCUUCCAACAACAAGUCAAAGAAAUCGAAGAGUGGUGGGCUCAACCAAGAUGGAGCAGCACCAAACGUAUCUACACUGCUGAAGAUAUCGCUAGAAAGAGAGGUACUUUAAAAAUUGAAUAUCCAUCCUCCCAACAAGCCAAGAAAUUAUUCAAAUUAUUAACUGAACAUGACAAAAACAAGACUGCUUCUUUCACUUUCGGUGCUUUAGACCCUGUUCACGUCGCCCAAAUGGCCAAAUACUUGGACAGUAUCUAUGUUUCCGGAUGGCAAUGUUCCUCAACUGCUUCCACCUCAAAUGAACCAUCCCCAGAUUUAGCUGAUUACCCAAUGGACACUGUUCCAAACAAAGUCCAACACUUGUGGUUUGCCCAAUUGUUCCAUGACAGAAAACAAAGAGAAGACAGAUUAAAAGUGUCCAAGGAAGAAAGAGCCAAAUUAAACUACAUCGACUUCUUAAGACCAAUUGUUGCCGACGGUGACACCGGUCAUGGUGGUAUCACUGCUAUCAUCAAAUUGACCAAGUUGUUCAUCGAAAGAGGUGCUGCUGGUAUCCACAUUGAAGAUCAAGCUCCAGGUACCAAGAAAUGUGGUCAUAUGGCUGGUAAAGUUUUAGUCCCUGUGCAAGAACACAUCAACAGAUUGGUUGCUAUCAGAACCUCUGCUGAUAUCAUGGGCUCUGACUUGUUAUGUGUUGCCAGAACUGACUCCGAAGCUGCCACCUUAUUGACCUCCACCAUCGAUUCCAGAGACCACUACUUUGUCAUUGGUUCCACCAACCCAGAUCUCCCAGACUUGAUCUCAGUCAUGACCGAAGCUGAAUCCAAUGGUAUUUACGGUGACGAAUUAGCUGCCAUUGAAGCUGACUGGGUCUCUAAAGCUGGUCUUAAACUAUUCCACCAACAUGUCAUCGACACCAUCGAAGCUGGCGACUACCCAAACAAAGCUGAAUUGAUCAAAGAAUUCACCUCCGUCGUCACUCCAACCUCUGGUACCUCAAACAAACAAGCCAGAGCCUUGGCCAAAAAAUUUUUAGGCAAAGAUCUCUACUUCAACUGGGAAUCCCCAAGAGUCAGAGAAGGCUACUACAGAUACCAAGGUGGUACCCAAUGUGCUGUCAACAGAGCUAGAGCCUUUGCUCCUUACGCUGAUAUUAUUUGGAUGGAAUCCAGAUUACCAGACAUUGACCAAGCUAUUGAAUUUGCUACUGGUGUCAAAUCCUUGUACCCUGACCAAUGGUUAUCCUACAACUUGUCUCCAUCUUUCAACUGGAACAGAGCCAUGAAACCAGAAGACCAAGCUACUUUCAUACAAAGAUUAGCCAAACUAGGUUACGUAUGGCAAUUCAUCACCCUCGCUGGUUUACAUGUCACUGCUUUGGCUGUCGACAACUUCUCCAGAGACUAUGCUAAAAUCGGCAUGAAAGCCUACAGUCAAAACGUCCAAGCUCCAGAAAUCGAAAAUGGUGUCGAAGUCGUCAAACAUCAAAAAUGGUCUGGUGCUGAAUAUAUCGACAGUUUGCUUAAAAUGGUCACUGGUGGUGUUUCCUCAACUGCUGCCAUGGGUAAGGGUGUUACUGAAGAUCAAUUUAAAGGUGCUUAA
This is a messenger RNA of Ascoidea rubescens DSM 1968, 1641 nucleotides long. It is a transcript of the gene ICL1, whose product is annotated as isocitrate lyase 1. NCBI's taxonomy places the organism in Eukaryota, Fungi, Ascomycota, Saccharomycetes, Ascoideales, Ascoideaceae. Gene Ontology annotation, biological process: carboxylic acid metabolic process. Bases 1 to 1641 code for a protein of 546 amino acids. Gene Ontology annotation, molecular function: isocitrate lyase activity. The record is from RefSeq and is a predicted model, not a curated record. The transcript has a single exon.